Molecule: messenger RNA, 1643 nt
Organism: Theileria parva strain Muguga
Lineage: Eukaryota; Apicomplexa; Aconoidasida; Piroplasmida; Theileriidae
Exons: 4
Coding region: 1-1380 (459 amino acids)
Source: RefSeq, a predicted model, not a curated record
AUGAGGAAAAGCUUGAGAAUACUGUCUAAUUUGAGGAGUUCUUUUAGCUCGGAUUAUGGUAAUUUUCUUGGAACUGAAUUUUUUCUGAAAAGAAAGGAUGAAUUAAAAGAAGAAGAUAGUGGUUUUUUAGAGGAACCAAGUACACCUAGCCUGACACCUCGUGAAAAUACUCUUUGUGACAAAUCUAAAAUAAGUUCAAUUAUCUCAAACCUCACUUUAAACUUCUCGAGAAGGGUCCCAUCAAAGAUAAAACCAGUUUUAUAUGCUUCAAUUGAGGAAAACAUUGACAAAAUCUCCCUUGCCGACAUUCUGGAUUUAGUCAUUGCUCUGAGAAAGUGCAACAGUUUUAGCAGUAAAUUAUUUAAACUAUUUCUGGAAAGAAUUAGUGAAGAGAUAAAACAAAUUAGUCACUCCAAUAAUGACCAUGUUAAUUUUGUAUCAAAAAUAUGCUUAGAGCUUGUAGAGUACAGCUUUGAAGCCUUAAAAUUUUCUAGAAUGAAUAAUGAAACUUCAAGCAAAACUGAAAAUAAAGAGAAUAAUGGGGAUUUGGAGAAUAAUCACCUAGUUAAUAACAUUUUUAAGUUUAUUUGUGAUAACAUGCGUAUCCUGGAAAUGGAUGAUUUGGUCAGAAUAAUAUCAAUAUUCUUUUCGAUACAAACCGGACAAGCACCACCAUUUAUUACUAUAAAUGGUGAAUAUUUAUCCAAUUUAACCAAGUUGAUACUGGAUUACAGAUUAUCUCCUAGUUCUACUCAGCAUUCUGGUAACAAGAUUGCUUUUGGGCCCAAUUCUCUCUACACCUGUAACAUAUUAGUGAAGAUUUCAAAACUCCAUCUUAUUAACCACACUUAUCACAUGAAUAAUUUUGAUUCAACCAACUUGACUUCCUCAUCUGAUCAGAAUGAAAAUUUUACAUUGGAUAAAGAAAAUCCUAUGAAUAAAAUUAAGGAAUAUGUCCACAGUAAUAUUUACCCAAUCAUAAGUGAAAACAUAACUAGGUUUACAAGUGAUAACAUAGUUGAACUGGUUGAAGUCAUCAGAAGACUAGGUGAACCUUUUCCAAUGAAUUUAAUCGAUCAAAUUGCUACUGCAUACGUAAAGCAUAUUUCACAAUAUACUAUUGAUAAUAUGCUGAAGCUGGUUGAGGAGUUUAAUCUAAUGAAUAUCAAAAAUGAGCUGGUUAUGCUCAACACCAUUGUCACGCUCCCAAGAAAAGUUACUACACUGGACUCGUUUGAACGUGUUAUCAAGUUGCUGGAAGUUUUCAAAGACUAUGAAAGUGAAUACCUGGACACCUUUAUCACCGAGCAAAUUUACCAAAUAUACCACAAAAUCAAUAAAAAAUUCUUAAAUAGAAUUAACAAAUUAAUUGGAGAAUAAUUCCAAAAACAUAUUAGUGUACAUCAGGUAGCCACAUCUGACAGUUUUCCAGGUUUGGUCUGGUGUGCUUCUGAGGCUCGUUCUUGUUUUCCUGAACCCAGACGAGAAUGAACGAGAUUAGGAGUUGCCACAAGUAAGGUCUCAGCUUCUGUUCACUCACGUCAUUGGCAGCCAGAUACAGUACCCUGUAGAUGGGAUAGUCGAUCUUCUCCUUCUUGAUCAACAUCAGAGCUUUGUAGUACUAUAAAUCAAUUUUAAUUCUG